AUGUCAGCCGCCGCCGGCAGCCGCAAAACGGUGCGCUCCGCCUCCGCCAUCGUGGCCGCCAAGGAGAGCGGCCAGCACCUCCUCAAGAUCGACGGCUACUCCCGCACCAAGGACGAGCUCCCCACCGGCAGCGACGUCAAGUCCCGGCCUUUCCGCGUCGGCGGCCACAGCUGGUACAUCCGCUACUACCCCAACAGCGACACUUCGGAAAACGCAGGCUCCAUCUCCGUCUACCUCGCGCUCGACCACAAUGUCACCAAAGGCGUGAGAGCUCGAUACAAGUUCAGCUUGCUCGACCGUGCCAGGAGGCCGUCGUACUCCAAGAGCAGCGGCCCAGACGUCUUCCUUAGCAGUGGUUGGGGGUGGCGGGCUUUCAUCAGCAGGGAUGAACUGGAGAAAUCGGAGUAUCUCCGAGACGACUGCUUCACGAUCAUGUGCGACCUCACGGUCUUCAAGGAGAUGGAGACCGAGGACAUCGACGUCGCCGCCGCAGCACCACCAGCGCCGCCGCCGCCGGCGGUGGUGGUCCCACCAUCGGAUCUGCGCCAGCACCUUGGAGGCCUCCUCGCCACCGGGGAGGGCGCCGACGUGACGUUCGAGGUCGACGGCGAGACGUUCGCGGCGCACCGGUGGGUGCUCGCGGCCCGGUCUCCGGUGUUCCGCGCGGAGCUCCUCGGCCCGGAGAAGAACGCAGGCGCCGCCGUCGUGCGCGUCGACGACAUGGAGGCGCAGGACUUCGUGGCUCUGCUCUGCUACAUGUACACCGACUGCCUGCCGGAGAGGGACGGGGGGGAGGCGGCGGCGAUGCUCCCGGACCUGGUCGCGGCGGCGGGCAGGUACAAGAUGGAGAGGCUCAGGCUGGUGUGCGAGCAGAGGCUAUGCGAGUACGUGAACGCGAGAACCGUUGUUGCCAUGCUUGCCUUCGCCGAGGAGCACCGCUGCAACGGGCUCAAGGAGAAGUGCUUGCGUUUCCUCGACGAUCCGGUAAAAGUGAGGGAGAUCGUGAGGGCAGAGGGACUCGAGAAUCUGAUCAAAAAUCACCCUUCUGUUUUGAAGGAUGUAAUUGCCAAGCUUGCCGCCUCAUAA
This is a messenger RNA of Oryza brachyantha (malo sina), 1086 nucleotides long. RefSeq names its product BTB/POZ and MATH domain-containing protein 2-like. The transcript has a single exon. Gene Ontology annotation, molecular function: protein binding. The record is from RefSeq and is a predicted model, not a curated record. The coding region runs from base 1 to 1086 and encodes 361 amino acids. Gene Ontology annotation, biological process: protein ubiquitination. Lineage: Eukaryota; Viridiplantae; Streptophyta; Magnoliopsida; Poales; Poaceae.